Molecule: messenger RNA, 1219 nt
Organism: Somion occarium
Lineage: Eukaryota; Fungi; Basidiomycota; Agaricomycetes; Polyporales; Cerrenaceae
Source: the annotation of a GenBank genome assembly
ACGAUGCAAGGGUGGCUUUCUUAGCCAUUUUGAUUCAGCAGAGAAUAUGAAUAUCGAGAAAUGAGAGUGCACCUGGGCUCUUGAUGCUGAACGACCACCUUCCGUUGUCAUUCCUCUUACACUUAUCCCGACAAUUAAAAAACUGUGAUUGCCCAUCAUGCCUCGAGCAGAAGUCGGUACUCCAAAGUACAUCGCUAACAAGAUGAAGUCCAAGGGACUUCAGCGGUUGCGAUGGUUCUGCCAAGUCUGCGAGAAGCAAUGUCGAGACGAGAAUGGCUUCAAAUGUCAUGCACAAUCGGAAUCCCAUCUCCGACAAAUGCUCGCCGUUGGCGAGAGCGCCGGACGACACAUUGCCGACUACUCUCAACAGUUCCAGCACGAUUUUGUCCAACUUCUUUCGAGGAGGUUUGGUACAAAGCGAGUCAAAGCGAAUACGGUAUACCAGGAAUUUAUCCAGGAUAAGAAUCAUCUGCAUAUGAACGCAACAAGAUGGGUUACGUUGACGGAGUUUGUGAAGCACCUUGGACGUACGGGUGUUGCGAGAGUGGAUGAGACAGAGAAAGGGUGGUUCAUUGCGUGGAUCGACAGCAGUCCAAAGGCACUGGCGAAACAAGAAGCAUCGAUGAAGAAAGAGAGAGCUACCACAUCCGACGAACAACGUGAACGGAUGCUCAUUGCCGAGCAGAUCGAGCGUGCAGCAGCAGACAAGGAGAAGUCUGGUUCACCCGACACCACCCCUCCUGCAGAGGAGGUCGGGUUGAAACGAGACGAAGGUGAAAAGGUUGUCUUGUCUUUGGCUCCUAAGACCGCCACCACAUCCUCCAUAUCUAUUACCUCCGCAAAGCCUGCCGCAGGUCUGAAACUUAAUCCCCUCAGGGCCAACCCACUUAGAGCUAACCCGCUGAGACGACCAAACCCUCUAAAGCAGGCGGGUGCUACAUCGUCACCCGCGCCCUCAGAAGCCGGAAGGAAGAGGGAUGCUUCGUCGAUGAUGACCGCGGCUGAGCGGUUGGUCUUCGAAGAACAUGAGAGGAAGCGGAGACGAAUGGAACGGGAAGCUGUAGCAUGAUUUCUUCACUUCAGUUGAAUGGACGGUGCGAUCGAGUUACUUAUUAUCUGCUGUAAUACUGUAAUUGCCUUGUUGUAGACUUUCUCACCCAGAAUGUAUCAUUAUCGCCAAUUGAAAGGUCAAAGAAGUGACGACCACAAUUCAAAUUCC